Molecule: messenger RNA, 3246 nt
Organism: Porites lobata
Lineage: Eukaryota; Metazoa; Cnidaria; Anthozoa; Scleractinia; Poritidae
Source: the annotation of a GenBank genome assembly
AUGUUUCUGAUUAAUAAUGGCAAAGAAUGUCUAAACCGCGUGGCGAUGUUUCCACUUUUCACGUUGGACACUUCUUUUGCACCAGAGCAAGAAAGAAAGGUUUUACUAGACAUAUAUGAAUCCACCAACGGCCAAAAGUGGUUCGACAGACGGGGAUGGACCAGCCUUGCAAAUGAAAAAUCUCACUGUUCCUGGUAUGGUAUUACCUGCCACGGAAACACUUCAUACGUAAAAACAAUUGUGUUGGCUUACAAUAACUUGGACGGCUCCCUUCCUUCCACCAUUUGGAAGAUCAGAAACUUGUUUUCUCUAUGCGUUGUGGGAAAUCCAAAUCUACAUGGACGUCUUGACGACUUUCUCUUUGGAAAUAUGACUAACCUGCUUUCCGUCGGGUUGACUGCCUCUUCUGUUGGUGGAUAUAUCCCAGAAGACUUCACCAAACUUAGAAAACUGCAGAAUUUCAUGGCUUGCCCCAUGAAUGGUAACGGUAUCUCAGGUCGUUUACCCCACGACAUAGGAAAUAUGAGGGAGCUACGAUUAUUGGGUCUUGGCGGAAAUAACAUAAGUGGAGAAAUACCAAGAAGUAUUUCUCGAUUAAACAAGCUUUGGUAUCUCGAUCUAAGGAAUAACCCUGGUACGAUGUUUGGGAGGCUGAGUGACUUACUUUCGCUUUCUUCGUUGAGACAGUUGUUCGUAUCUGGGAUUCAUCUAACGGGAAGGAUGCCUCGUGUGUUGCCAAAAGGGUUUUGGUACCUUGUUCUACCCGGAAACAACAUUUCAGGUACGCUUCCGAAAACGUUCAAAAAUAACACCAACCUCCGGGUAUUAAAUGUCGCCAACAACCGACUUACAGGGGAUAUACCAGGCGAUCUGCUUUCUCUGCCACAGUUAUAUAUGCUUGACGUGUCACAGAAUCGUUUUUCUUCAUUUAACCAAGGAAAGGCCUGGCCAGGUGAUGCCACAGUAAAUGAAAGUUUAUCCAUCUCUUUAGCGGACAAUAGGAAUCUGUCAAUAAAUUUUACAAGCUUCAUUGACCUUUUCCGCAAAUUUAUGGAACAAGGGAAUUACAGCCCUGCGACUUUGAAUGUGAGCUUCUGUGGUAUCAGUAGUCCAAUACCAGACAAUGUGCUUUACAUGGAGAGAUUGUCUGUUUGUGACUUACGUGGUAAUAACUUUUUUGGACCUAUACCAACUUUCAUCGGAGACUUUUCUUUUCUAACCACUUUUGAUAUUUCAUCAAAUAACCUGACUGGAGGUUUCCCUGCUGGAAUUCAAAACUUGGUAUCCCUAAAAAAUUUGGAUAUUUCUGGAAACCCUUUUAUGCGAGAAGGAAAUGGGGCAACGUCUAAUACCUUUCAACCUGAUUUUUUAAGAAUGAUUAAACCACACAAAGCAAACAAUUUCACCUGCCCAGAAGGAAGACUCACCUUCAACAAUGGUCUCAUUCGCGUAGAUCCGACCUUUUAUGAGUACAAAUACUGCGUCUGCGAUGAAGGUUUCUACGGAGACAAAGGAUUGUGCAAACAGUGCAUGAAGGAUGGGACAUGUCACAGACUUGCACCCGGUUCGGCAGAAGAUCUUCGUCCCAGCAUCAUGAACAUAAGCAGCGGUUACUGGCCAUCCCCUGAUCCUGCUAACGCUACCCAUCUUGUCAAAUGUCCUGUUAAAUCUGCCUGCAAUCCAACAGGUUUAUGUAGCUGUAGACUAGUCACAUCGCCAAAAGAUACUCGUGCGCCCUUCAAAAGACCUGCAGUGUCAUCUCUGACCACAAAAUGCGACAAUUCCUGCAUAUGUCAUCAAGGAAACGCGGACAGAUUUUGUUCUCGGUGUAAAUAUGGGUUCUAUAAACUAAGUGGACUAUGCUUUCAAUGUAGAAAUGGCGAUUCAUUUUACUAUUACUUGUUUAUCCCUAUGUUUGCAGCAUCCUUCCUUGUUUUAAUCUGGUCGUAUUUUUAUUAUAACAUGCGUCCAGCGAAAUGGUUUGCUGUGACUGCUGUUCAUUUCCUUUUGAUGUUAAUGAUGAUGCUUUUAGAAUUCCUACCAGCAUGGUUUUUCAAAUUAAACCUGGUUGUUUUCGUGCUCUGUAUAACUAGUAGAGGGAAAGCUGCUCGUUCUCUUAUCAGCAUCGCGGUGUUUUACAUCCAGACUAUGGACUUCAUGGUAUCAAGCGUCAAUGUUUGGCCUAAGGAAGUGAUUGCAGCUCAAAGCUACUUGAGCAGCUACUGGAACCUAUAUUUUCCCUCUCUUUCUUGUGAUUUGCCUUCUCUUUUUACCCCUGUUGGUAAGUUUGUGUUUCUUCUUCUUCUACCGGUGGUGUGCCUGUCUACCGUGGGUGCGUAUUUUAUCAUCAUGCUGACUUUGCAGAGGUUCCGCCCGAACACAAGGCGUAUGGAACAGGUUCACUUCAAAUGCCGGCAAACCGCCUUCUUCUGCCUAAGCUUCAGCUACUUUCCCAUUGUAAAACAAACGCUCUCCAUCGUACGUCCAUGUCACAAGGACCUGAAUGUGCUCUACAUGCCAUCUUCUCCUUUUAUAGAGUGCUCAUCUGAUACACACCUCAAACUGACAACACUAGGAAUUUUCUCCAUUGUGGUCUACGUAAUUGGAUUUCCCUUGAUGGUCAUCUCCUUGAUGUUGCUCUUUUUCCCCAAGAGAAGCUCUAUGAGUCCUGAAGAUCGAAAGAAACUUGAUGUAUGGCUUGGACCGAUCUACUUACCCUACAAACCUAAGUACCAGGCGUUCUUCGAAGUUGUCAUGCUCUUACGCCGCCUGAUUCUCGCCAUCGCCCUGUCCAUGAUCCCAUCGUCAUAUUCUUUGCAAACGUUUGUAGUGUGGCUUGUACUUAUGGUUUCAGCGAUUAUUCAUCUUAUUUUAAGGCCAUACGAAACACCACCGGGUAGGAGAGAAGGACAAACCGACUUUCAACACGAAAGACUAAAGCUCAGUGGCAUUUUCAGUGAGAAUGUCUUUGAGCCUCUUAUGUUGUUUGUCUUAUCGAUGUCAAUCAUGGUGUUACGAUUUUCAACUUUAGAUGUCAAUGAUACUAACUUUUUUGUUUGGUUUGUGAUGGUCGUCAACACCUGUGUCCUGAUCGGUUUGUUAGGUGGCAUCUUGUAUCGUCUCGUUAGCGGAAUUAGGGUCCCUGGUAAUGCCAAUGAAAAUUCAAGUACUGAAAAUUGUGAAGAGGAUGAUAGAUUUGAAGAAGAAGCAAACCAUCGCGAUGAGGAGAGGAGCCUUUUAUCGUGA